ACAACCCACGUGACAUGAUAGCAAUUGAAGUAUUAGUUAAUUUUGGCCAAAAAAGAAAAUUUAUAAUCGGUGUGAUAUAGUUUUGCUAUGAAGCUCCGGGCAUUAACUGGAUUUAACUAAACAAGUUUAAAGUUCAAGGUCAGAACAAAUCAGGAGAGAUGCAAAAAGGAUUAUCUACGGCGCCUCAGGUGACAACCACCACUUCAGAACAACCUAUCCGAUUGACGACACUGCGGCUUCAUUACCCAGGAAACAGUUUAAACGAAACAACUGUCGAUGAAACUGCAAGACACGACCAGAGCGAUGACAAUGAAAGGCUUCAACAGAUACGUGCUCAGAGGGAAAGGAAACUACCUCCAGAACCAUCUACGGGUCUCCAUAUAAGGUUUAUCUUUCCAAACGGAAAUGAACGAACUAGACGCUUUGACAUCAAUUGCCCGAUUCAGGAUCUCGUCAAUUUUGCUGGCAGUCAUCCAAAUGCAUCUGAGGAACUUAUUAUACAAAGUGCGAUUGGUACUAAGGUUACCACGUCAUCAAAUGGGACAUUGCAGGAAUAUAAUUUUGUAUCCAACACAACCGUCCAUGUUCGAUGGAUUCCACAGACCAAUAACAACGUUGACAAUCAAACAACUGAUAAAGUUGUAGCCGAAAUGCCUCCGGACAUUUACCCCAAAGAACAAAGCAAUGGCUUGGAAAAGGACUUCUUGAUUUCAGAAGAAUAUGACAUCAUUUACAAGGUGCUAAAGGAAAUUGAAAUAUUCAAACAAGAAGAUCCCUCAUCAUUUAUUCUCCAACAAACCAACAGUAACAACAAUGCUUCGAGGCUAUUUUCUUCAAAAUUGAACACCUCCAUGCACAUCUCCAAUGGCAGUUUUGAGCACAAAACUAGAAAGGGUUCUGUGACCUGUUGCAUUCAAGGUCAACAAGUGUUCGUAUCUGCACCCAAUAUGCUUGAUGGUGAGCCAACCAUGUCGACAGUGAAAGAUUGUCUUGAUGUAGCGCCACAAAAUCCAAGAAUUAUCAGCAAAGUAAAUGAAGGACAAAUUCGUGGAGAAGAAUAUGCCGAAAGGAUCACAAACAAACAACCAUUACAAAGAGUAAAGUGGUUGAAACAAAAUGAGGGUAUAUACAUACAAAAAUUCUUCAAACGUAAAGAAGAAACCUGGUUCGAAAGCAUUCUCAAUCUAUUUGAGGGUAGUAUAAUCGUGACGACAACAAAUCAUUAUUCUGACGAAGACUCAAAAACUACAAAAAUGAUCAGAAAAGAACAAAUUGGUGACGAAACAUAUGAAAAAAGUAUCACAAACAAACACGUAUGGAUUUUUCUUAUGAAUUACUAGAAUGAAGAGUAUUU
Messenger RNA from Mya arenaria, 1354 nucleotides. RefSeq lists its product as uncharacterized. The record is from RefSeq and is a predicted model, not a curated record. The transcript is spliced from 14 exons. NCBI's taxonomy places the organism in Eukaryota, Metazoa, Mollusca, Bivalvia, Myida, Myidae. Bases 159 to 1340 code for a protein of 393 amino acids.